Messenger RNA from Felis catus (domestic cat), 2626 nucleotides. It is a transcript of the gene ZC3H14, whose product is annotated as zinc finger CCCH-type containing 14. NCBI's taxonomy places the organism in Eukaryota, Metazoa, Chordata, Mammalia, Carnivora, Felidae. The coding region runs from base 145 to 2355 and encodes 736 amino acids. Gene Ontology annotation, cellular component: cytoplasm; nucleus. Gene Ontology annotation, biological process: regulation of mRNA stability. The transcript is spliced from 17 exons. Gene Ontology annotation, molecular function: poly(A) binding; metal ion binding. The record is from RefSeq and is a predicted model, not a curated record.
CCGGUGGGGGCGGGUCACGCAGAGCGCGCGGCCGGGAGCGACGCUGGCGGCUGCGGCGGCGGAGCUGCGGGCCGGGAGCCGGCGCGGGUCUCUUGGGUAAGCGAAGAGCCGCGCAGUGCUGAGCCCGCCGCCCGCCGUGGAGCCAUGGAGAUCGGCACCGAGAUUAGCCGCAAGAUCCGGAGUGCCAUUAAGGGGAAAUUGCAAGAAUUAGGAGCUUAUGUUGAUGAAGAACUUCCUGAUUACAUUAUGGUGAUGGUGGCCAACAAGAAAAGUCAGGACCAAAUGACAGAGGACCUGUCCCUGUUUCUAGGGAACAACACAAUUCGAUUCACCGUAUGGCUUCACGGUGUAUUAGAUAAACUUCGCUCUGUUACAACUGAUCCCUCCAGUCUCAAGUCUUCUGAUACCAACAUCUUUGAUAAUAACGUGUCUUCAAACAAGAGCAGUUUCGGUCGGGGAGACGAGAGAAGGCAUGAAGCUGCAGUGCCACCCCUCGCAGUUGCUAGCACAAGACCUGAGAAAAGAGAUUCCAGGGUUUCUACUAGUUCACAGGAGCAGAAAACCACUAAUGUUAGACAGACUUAUGAUGAUGGAGCUGCAACCCGAUUAAUGUCAACUGUGAAGCCUCUGAGGGAGCCAGCACCCUCUGAAGAUGUAAUUGAUAUUAAGCCAGAACCAGAUGAUCUCAUUGAUGAAGACCUCAAUUUUGUGCAGGAGAAUCCCUUAUCUCAGAAAAAACCGACAGUGACACUUACAUAUGGUUCUUCUCGCCCUUCUAUUGAAAUUUAUCGACCACCUGCAAGUCGAAAUGCAGAUAGUGGUGCUCAUUUAAACAGGUUGCAAUUUCAGCAGCAACAAAACAAUAUUCAUGCUGCCAAGCAACCUGAUUUACAGAACAGCCGGGUAUAUGAAACAGGACGUUUGUGUGAACAGGAAGUGCUUAACAGCUUAGAAGAGACUUAUAGUCCCUUCUUCAGAAACAACUCAGAAAAAAUGAGUAUUGAGGAAGAAAACUUUCGGAAGAGAAAGUUGCCUGUGGUAAGUUCAGUUGUUAAAGUAAAAAAAUUCAAUCAUGAUGGAGAAGAGGAGGAGGAAGAUGAUGAUUGUGGGUCUCGUACAGGAAGCAUCUCCAGCAGUGUGUCAGUGCCAGCAAAGCCUGAAAGGAGACCUUCACUUCCACCUUCUAAACAAGCUAACAAGAAUCUAAUUUUGAAGGCUAUAUCUGAAGCUCAAGAAUCUGUAACAAAAACAACUAACUAUUCUACAGUCUCACAGAAACAGACACUUCCAGUUGCUCCCAGAACUCGAACUUCUCAAGAAGAAUUGCUGGCAGAAAUGGUCCAGGGGCAAAGCAGGACCCCCAGGAUAAGUCCUCCUAUUAAAGAAGAGGAAACAAAAGGAGAUAAUAUAGAAAAGAGCCAAGGAGCUCCACAGAGGCAGUUGUUAUCCCGACUACAAAUCGACCCAGUAAUGGCAGAAACUCUGCAGAUCAGUCAAGAUUACUAUGACAUGGAAUCCAUGGUCCAUGCAGACACAAGAUCAUUUAUUCUGAAGAAGCCAAAGCUGUCUGAGGAAAUAGUAGUGGCACCAAACCAGGAGUCGGGGAUGAAGACUGCAGAUACCCUUCGGGUACUUUCAGGACACCUUAUGCAGACACGAGAUCUUGUACAACCAGAUAAACCUGCAAGUCCCAAGUUUAUAGUGACGCUGGAUGGUGUCCCCAGCCCCCCAGGAUACAUGUCAGAUCAAGAGGAGGACAUGUGCUUUGAAGGAAUGAAACCUGUAAACCAAACUGCAGCCGCGAGCAAGGGACUCAGAGGUCUCCUCCACCCACAGCAGUUGCAGUUGAUGAGCAGGCAGCUUGAUGACCCAAAUGGUAGCUUUGCAAAUGCUGAGAUGAGUGAACUGAGCGUGGCCCAGAAACCAGAAAAACUUCUGGAGCGUUGCAAGUACUGGCCUGCCUGUAAAAAUGGGGAUGAGUGUGCUUACCAUCAUCCUGUUUCACCUUGCAAAGCCUUCCCCAAUUGUAAAUUUGCUGAGAAGUGUUUGUUUGUUCAUCCAAAUUGUAAAUAUGAUGCAAAAUGUACUAAACCAGAUUGUCCCUUCACUCAUAUGAGUAGAAGAAUUCCAGUACUGCCUCUAAAACCAGCAGUUACAACACCAGCACCACCUUCUAGUAGUCAGCUGUGCCGUUAUUUCCCUGCUUGUAAGAAAAUGGAAUGUCCCUUCUAUCAUCCAAAACACUGCAGAUUUAACACUCAGUGUACCAGACCUGACUGCACAUUUUAUCAUCCCACCAUCACUGUACCGCCACGACAUGCCUUGAAAUGGAUUCGACCUCAAACCAGUGAAUGACAGUGCUACUUGGGAGAAGAUUGUGGAGUUUGAAAGUUUCCAUCUACUGAUGAAAGAUACUCUGCAGAACUUGUCAAACCUUUGAAACUUGGAAUAUAUAUUGCUUUCAUAAUAUGAAGUUUAUUGCCUAUCUGAAGUGUCUAAUUUUUCUAGUUUGUAAGUUUAUUAAGUGGUUUUAACAUUGGGUGUUUUUUGUUUUGACUGUGAAAAGACAGUUUAAAGGAAAAGCUAAAUUCCAUUAAAACCUUUGAGGCUUGUUUGUACACUGCAA